This is a messenger RNA of Coniophora puteana RWD-64-598 SS2, 5082 nucleotides long. Its product is annotated as multidrug resistance-associated ABC transporter. Gene Ontology annotation, cellular component: membrane; fungal-type vacuole. Bases 1 to 5082 code for a protein of 1693 amino acids. Lineage: Eukaryota; Fungi; Basidiomycota; Agaricomycetes; Boletales; Coniophoraceae. Gene Ontology annotation, molecular function: ATP hydrolysis activity; ABC-type peptide transporter activity; ATP binding. The transcript is spliced from 26 exons. The record is from RefSeq and is a predicted model, not a curated record. Gene Ontology annotation, biological process: transmembrane transport.
AUGCCUCUGUGCAACGGGAGCGCACCGCUCGACUUCUCUGAGUCCUGCGUACGCUUGACAUGGGCUGCUCUCUUCCCUGCUAUCGUCGCUGCUCUCCUCUGCUUAACAUUCAUCCCUCUCCCCGCCUUCGCCAAGGAGUACGCAUAUAGCACCUCCAAUCCAUUUGCACGUUUCAUCACCCUUCCCGAGGCUGAGGCUCUCGCCGCAGGGACCUCAUCCGCACCUCAGGCUCAAGCAAGCAACACCAACUCAGAUGCAGUUGGCGUGACGACUCCUUCAGGGGCUUCCCUUUGGCGCACACUGGUUCUUUCCCUGUUUGCUACCCUCGAAGCUCUGGCAUGGCUUGCCAUCGCAUCCAUACUUAUAAUCCCCACCGGCCCUUCGCGCGACGACGUUUACACCAACGUCUUGAUCGUCCUCCUUGCAUCUUCAUGGGUGUAUGCGGCUGUCGUGCCCGUGGCGCGUCCUUGCGCAACAGUGCACUACGACCUCUUCAUACUUUACCUCGUGCAAUUCGCGGGUGGUAUCAUCCUUCUCGGUGGCACUGUCUACGAACACAAGAUACGCCAUGUCCCGUUGCCUUUGCCUUGCGGACUUGCGGUUAUGGUUGCCAACGUGAUAGUGGUACUGUUGCUGCUGUUAACUGUGGUGACGAUGCCGAUGGGGAUACCGAGGGCAGCGGUCAAGCCAGAAGACUUGGGGUCGAAGGUGUCCACGGAGGACUACAUCACUCUUCUUGGUAGAAUAAGCUUCUCGUGGGUGUUCCAGUUGAUAAGAAAGGGGUCUAAAUCAACGUUGUAUGAAGAUGAUGUCUGGGACCUCAGCCCGACAGUACAGUCACGCCCAGUCUUUUCCCGCUUUGACGAUCUUUCCCAAAAGUCUUUGCUUCGCCAUCUCUGGCAAGCGAACUCGUUGGAUAUCAUCAUUGACUUCAUAGGAGCAACCAUCAAGAUCACCCUCAAGUACGCGUCUCCGUUUUUCCUCAAGCGAAUCCUAGACGCCGUAGCAGACCCGACCCCGGAAAACCGCGCCCGGGCGUUCGUCUACGCUCUUCUGGCGUUCACAUGCACACUUUUGAAGGGCCAGGCUGAAGCACAACACCUUCGGGUCAGCCUACGUGCCGCGACGCGCAUCCGCGUGGAGCUCAUGGCCGCCGUAUAUAACAAGGCGCUCAAGCGCGCGGAUUAUUCUGGUAUUGUCGACAAGUCAAAGCUGCAAAAGGAUAGCGCGGACGGAAGCAAGAAGGGAGCGGAAAAGGAUGGGGAUGAGCCGACGGCGGGGGCAGACGUGGGCAAGAUUGUGAAUCUUAUGGCUGUUGAUGCGAAUAAGGUUUCAAUGAUGGUGUCUUUAUUGUGCAUGUUCUACGGAGCGCCCAUCGAGAUCGCCAUCGCGAGCAUCUUCUUGUACAACGUUCUCGGCUGGUCCACCUUCGCUGGCUUCUUAGUCCUUGUCCUCAUCUGGCCGCUGAGUUCGUUCGCUGCCAAGCGGCGCGUGCGCAUCCAGAAAGGCGUCUCCGCGUCGCGCGACCGGCGCAUGGGCAUCCUCAACGAGCUCCUUGGCGCCGUAAAGUUUAUCAAGUUCUUCGCGUGGGAGGAACGGUGGAUCGACAAGACGAUGCAGGCGAGGGGAGAGGAGAUCGGAUGGAUUGUGAAAGCGCAGUUCAAUUCGGCGAUCUUCUCGAUGGUCUGGCUAUGUGCGCCGUUUUUCGUUUCGUUCGUUUCGUUCACGGUGUAUGUGUCGCUGGGAAAUGAGUUGACGGUCUCAACUGCGUUCGCGGCCAUCGCGUUGUUCGGCCUGAUUCGUGUUCCCAUGACCUCUCUGCCGAACUUUGCCGUUCAGUUCCUACAGACCCUCGUCGCCAUUCGCCGCCUAGAGACGUACCUCAAUGAAGAGGAGGUAUCUUCCCAGGUCUCUUCUCUCAAGCAAACAGAAGAGUCUCUCGCCGCCGAGAGCGUCAUAGAGGGCCUCGCCAUUGAGAACGGCUCGUUCAAGUGGAAUGCGGUUCCCGACAAGCCCGAGGAGGACUCAACCAGCAAGAAUGCUAAGAAUGGCAAGAAAAGGAAGCACGGAAAGGACGUAUCGAGGGACACAAUCUCGACUAUGUCUAGUCAGCCAUCUACGAGCGAUGCGGAGUCGAUGACGCUCGCGGACUCGGGGUCGGCGAAGGGCGCGAGUACCAGCGGAGUCGAGGACCGCCGGUUUGAGCUUCAAGAUAUCAGCGUACGCUUUCCCGAGGGCCAGCUGAGCGUUAUAACUGGGCCGACGGCGAGCGGGAAGACGGCGUUGCUUAUGGCCCUCCUCGGCGAGAUGACGCUCACCCAGGGUAAACUGCUCAUGGCGAAGAACACCCGGCGCGUUGACGAGCACGGGUACAUGCACUCGUUCUCGUACGCUGCGCAGAUGCCGUGGCUCCGGCACCAGUCGAUUAAGGACAACAUUCUGUUUGGGUACCCUUACGACGAGGAGCGGUACAACGACGUCGUCGAGUGCUGUGCGCUCAAGCCGGAUUUGGAUAUUUUGGAGGACGGGGAUGCGACGGAGAUUGGGGCGAGGGGUGUGAGCUUGAGUGGAGGGCAAAAGGCUCGUGUCGCCCUGGCAAGAGCGGUGUAUGCACGGACAAAAUACGUGCUCCUGGAUGACCCUCUGAGUGCAGUGGAUAGCCACACCGCACGUUUCCUGUAUGAGAGGCUCUUAUGUGGGCCGCUAUUGGCUUAUCGCACUGUUAUCCUUGUCACACAUCAUGUCGAACUUGUCCUGCCAGGAACCCACUACCUCAUCCGCAUGCUCAACGGUAGAAUUGACACACAGGGCACUACAAAGGAGUUACGUGCACAGGGUGUUCUACAGGAGAUCGCGAAAGACUCCGCCGUCGAGCUCAAGGAAGAAGGUCAUCUUGUAGCUUCAGAUGGUCCUGCCGAGUCACCUGCAGACGCUGCGACUGAGGUAGGGCAGGACCCCAAUGAUUCCGGUAGGAAACCGAGGAAACUCGUCAAGGAUGAGCAUCGCGAGGAAGGCGUCGUCAAGCGGGCGACAUACAAGGUUUACAUGAAGGCUUCGUCGUACUGGACCUGGAUCAUAGUGUGCACCUCGAUCGUCGUUUGGCAGGCCAUCAGUGUUGCGGAGAAGUUGUGGAUCCGCGAGUGGGGUACGGCCUACGGUACCCAUGUGUCCCAGUCCGCUUCGUACGGCCAUGUAUCCAUGGCGCUGGUUGACAACGAGGCUGCGUACAGCGAGCUCGUUUUCUACGCACACCAGCUUGGCCAGAACAGUCCCCAUCAUGUUCAUGCCCAAACUUCUCCCGUUGGAGUACAGGUUCUUCCAGAUGCACACAUCCACCCGCUCUUCUACGUCGGAGUUUAUGGUCUCAUCGGGCUCUCCUCAGCACUCGCCUUGGUCAUCACCAUACUGGUGCAAUUCACCGGGGCCCGGCGCGCCUCGCGCCUCCUGUUCCGGCAGCUGCUCGAGCGCGUCGUGCACGCGACGAUGCGCUGGCACGAUGUCACGCCCACAGGACGAAUGCUCAACCGGUUUGGCAAGGACUUCGAGAAGAUCGACGACAGUGUUGCCGUCUCGCUCACCUCGAUGACUAUAUGGCUCGUGACGUUCGUUGCGGCCAUUAUCACCAUUGCAGUGUUUUUCCCGAUCUUCCUUGUCCCUGCUGCGAUGCUCGGGUAUUUUUAUUAUAUGAUUGCGAUGGGAUAUGUGAGCACGGCGAGGGACCUGAGGAGGAUGGAGAACAAUUCGUGGAGUCCGAUUUUCUCGGGCUUUGGGGAGCUGCUGGAGGGGAUCGUCACGGUGCGCGCGUUUUCGGUCGAGGGGCGGUUUAUGGAUGGGUUGCAUGUGAAGAUCGACGCCGCUACUAAGUUGUGGUACAUGUUUUGGAUGUCGAAUCGCUGGCUGCUGCUCUACCUCGACUAUCUCGGCUCCCUGGCAGUCCUGAUAACAACGCUCUUCACGCUCUCGGGCUGGGUGGACGCUGGUAUCGCCGGCGUGUGCAUCACGAGCGCAAUGACGUUUACGGAUAGCGUCUUUUCGGCGUGUCGGUGCUGGGCUGAUCUUGAGCUUGACCUCAGCUCUGUGGAACGUCUCGUCGAGUAUCUUGACCUUCCCCAGGAGCCUCCUGCCGUUGUCGAGACGAGCCGUCCUCCGGCGUACUGGCCCUCGAACACCGGAUCGACAGAUCUCAUCUCGGUGGAGGAUCUUGUCGUCAAGUAUGCACCUGAAUUGCCACCCGUCCUGCGGGGAGUUUCGUUCUCUCUCAAACCAAGGGAGCGAGUCGGGCUGCUUGGGCGCACUGGUAGCGGAAAGUCUACACUUGCCAUGAGUAUCUUGCGUUUCGUCGAUCCUGCUAGUGGGCGUAUCGUCAUAGACGGCAUCGAUAUUUCGAAGAUUGGUAUUCAUGACCUCCGUUCGCGUAUAACGUUCAUCCCUCAGGAUGCCGCCCUCUUUUCUGGGACCCUUAGGGAGAAUCUAGACCCGUUCAAUGAACACGAAGACAUUGAAUGCCUCGACGUUCUCUACCGCGUCCGGAUGAUCUCAGAGAGCGCUUACCAGUCCCAACGAACAUCCCAAAUGCCCUCUCGCGCGUCGACUUCCCAGAGCGCUCCACCAGACUACGCCGCUUCCACCGUCGUCUCCACGUCUUCGACCGAGCUAGACACCAAAACGAAGAUAUCGCUGGACACCCAAGUUUCAGCGGGUGGAACAAACUUCUCACAGGGCCAGCGGCAGCUAAUCGCUAUGGCGCGCGCCUUACUGCGCAGGAGCUCGAUCAUCGUACUCGAUGAAGCUACGAGCAGCAUCGACUUUGAGACGGACGCGAAGAUCCAAGCGACGAUCCGCGAGGAGUUUACGGACUCGCUGCUGCUCACUGUGGCGCACCGCCUGCGUACAAUUAUUGACUAUGACCGGCUGGUUGUGCUCGAUAAUGGCGAGAUCGCCGAGUUCGACACGCCAUUGAAUUUGAUACAGAAGGAAAACGGGAUCUUUAGGACGAUGUGCCUUAAGAGCGGGACGUUUGCCGAGCUGGAGGCGGCUGCAAAGGCUAAGGUUGAGCGAGAACAGAACGCUAGUCGGGCUUGA